Durusdinium trenchii is the source of this 1227-nucleotide messenger RNA. The record is from the annotation of a GenBank genome assembly. Lineage: Eukaryota; Dinophyceae; Suessiales; Symbiodiniaceae.
AUGGCAUUGACGAGCAGGAUCCAAGCACUUUCAGAGCUUCCUGCCACAGAAGCGACUGCACUUGUCCAACUCAUUGCUCAGGGCCCUUGGCUAGCCGACGAUGUGAAAGAUCUCUCUCAGGUGAUCAAUGGAAAGAUGAUGAAGUCAAUUGGUGAGAAGCCUGCCAGAAGACAGAACCAAACAUGCGCGUCCUUUGCAGGCUACCUGUCGAAGCAAGAUUGUCAAGUGCUGUCGCAGCAGGACAUCACGCACGCAGUCAAGCUUGACACCCUAGAAAAUGCAGCUGCUUCUGUCUUUGCAGCUGGACGAGUUGCCGGGCUCACAACCACUGAUUCUGCCAAGAAUGACUAUAGCCUUUUUAGUGAGUUGAAGAAGAUGAUCAAGCGGAAGGCUGGUCGGGUAGCAACUCCUGACUUCAUCGCAACCUUUCCGCCCAACCCUAGAGAGUUGUCGAUCUACCGGGAUGCCUAUACAGACGAUGACCCGCCACAACAGUUAGACGAGUCAGAAUGCAUCGCAAUGAAGAAUUCAGUGAUUUAUCGAAGCACGAACAAGUCGCUGAGGGAUGAUGCCUCGAAGCUGCAGCAGGUCGUGCCCAUAGCAGCGCCAGCUCCACAGCACGUGAACCAGCAGCAAAUGGCCUUCAUGCACCUCAUGCAGAAUUUCGCUGCUUUCAUGAGUGGGGGGGCGGCUUCUUCAAGCUCUUCAGAUGUUGGCAAUUUGACCAAUUUCCAAAUGCGCGGGCGCCAGCAGGCACCACAGCAUGCAUUGCCCGCAGUGCCUGGAUUGCCUGCGUUGCCAGCUCCAUCACCUGAAGAGACACAUCAGGUGAAGGAUACACCGACGCCGCCACAAGCAUCAGGUGCAAGAGUGGAGACAACACCACCCCAGGCAGAGGUGACACCACCUUGCAGACGAGGGCAACAAAGCCUUUUCACUCCAGAAGAGCAAGCCAAACGGGUGCAGGAAGCAUUUGACGCAAGGGAAUCAGUGAAGAUGAUGAAGCGCCCUUCUAAGAGUCCAGCAUCGACACCAAAGCCCAAAGCCGCCAAAAAGGCCAAGGCUAAGGCUUCUGGCAAGAAACAUGCUUGGCUGGGGGACUUUGAGACCAUCACAGACCGGCUGUGUGCAGGAAUUCCUGGCUGCUCAAAAUGCUCCGGUGCAACGAAUGGUUGCGCCGAGUGUCGUGAGCGGAUCAGAAAGUACAAAGCUCAGAGUAUGGGUUGA